AUGAAAGUUCAACGAAAAACAAAAGGCUCCUCUCCUCCAGUAGUUAUGACGCAGACAACUCGUCGAAAAUCGAGUCGGCUCUCCUCGAUCAAUAACCCGAAUUCGGAAGUGGAACAAUUCAAUCUUUCAAUUACAAGUGGAUGUUCCACUUCAUUAUCUACGAAUAAUCGGACUCAACCGAAUUUGACCCGCAGCGUUACCUUACCAAACUUGAAUAUUGAUCAUGGUAAUGCACAGAAUGCAGAAGCAUUUGAUGACAAUUCCAUAAAUUCUUCCGAAGACAAUUAUUCAAACAUAAUCUUCAACCAUUCUGAAGGUUCCUCUUUUGGUCAAUCACGGCAAUCUUCCGUCUUAUCUGUUUCAAGAGACGCAUCAUUCUACGGCGCGGAAUUUGUGCGCAGCGAGUCACGUAGUUCCACUCCCUUAAUACUCUCGGAAAUAUCGAGUCUGCAAUCAGAUAUUUCUUCGGGUCUUCCUUCGAGAUCAUCAUCAGCAUAUCAAUCAGCAUUUAUAUCCGCCGAUCAGUCGUUCGCUUUUCACGACGAUCCCAAUGUGUCCAGGGAUAAUAUUAAAUUUGAUGGCGACUCGGGGAUUCAGCCCGGCUCAUCCUGUUUAAUCGAAGACACCGAAAUAAACUCUGAAAACGAAGAAAAUACGGAGCAAACACGAAGUGAAGAUCAAAGUCAGGAAGAGAUCCGAGGUUUUGUCUUCGAGUAUAUUCCACGAGUUUGGGGUACCAUCGAGGAACUAUGGAACGCAUUAGUUUGGUGGCUAUCAGGGAUGGAGUCAAAUUACAUUGAACCUCUGAGAAAUAGAGUUUUGAAUUUCAACGUCAUUAGGUUAAUGUGUAACAAUUCUCGAAGGAAUAACCCAAGUGAUCUCGGAAUUUGGCUUGGCGUGCUAAUAGUGGGCGUCUUACUAGUAGCCGUCAUACUGGGAUUGACAUUUUUUUAUGUCGGGAAGUCAUCACCGGAGGUCAUAAGCUUAGACGUGAGCAGCGGUAGUCACGAACUUGGACAAAAUGAUGAGCUUAUUAAGGCGGUUGUUGCGAAUCAGGUCAGAACGUUGUGCGCAGCCGAGGUUCAGAAAAGGAUUCCGUCGACAAAUCAAGAGAUGACCAGGUAUCGAUCGAACGCGGUACCUGAUGAAAAUGUAGUGGUCAUGGUGCGGCAGGAGGUUCAGAAAGCUGUGGAGGAAAUGUUGUACACAUACUCCCAAGAUAAGCUAAACAAAGCUGACUUCGCACUUUCUUCGGGCGGUGCAAAGAUCAUAAGUCGAUUAACGUCACCGACCUACGAACAAUGGCCAACACAAUGGUACAAAGUGUUACUGGCUUCCACCAUUGGCCAUGGCAUCACGAGGGGUAAACCUCCGGUUACAGCCAUUCAACCAGAUACUCACGUUGGACAGUGUUGGCCUUUUUCCGGCCAGCAAGGGCAAUUGGCUGUACUAUUAAGCAGACAAGUGUAUGUAACUGCAGUAACCUAUGACCACAUCAGCAAGAAGGUUGCGAUGGGCACAACUAGCGCGCCCAAAGAAAUUGAGGUUUGGGGAUUCGUCGAUGGCGAUCCGAAUGUGAAGGACACAAGAACUGACACGUUCCCGGAAUCUAUAAACGGGAACACUAUUAACGAACCGGGUUCGAAUAUAUUGGACUCAAAUCAUUUGCGCACUAAGAAUAGAGAACUUAAGCUUGGCUCGUCACCGAGUCACAUAUUCUUGGGCCAGUUUGUUUAUGAUAUUAAUGGUUCACCAAUACAGACUUUCGAGGUGAACAAAAUCAACAAACCUAUACGAGCUGUAAUUUUAAAGGUGAAUAGUAAUUGGGAUAAUCCGGAGUACACUUGUCUAUAUCGAUUCCGCGUUCAUGGCGAACGUUCCGACGCUCAAAACUAA
Molecule: messenger RNA, 1896 nt
Organism: Acaulospora colombiana
Lineage: Eukaryota; Fungi; Glomeromycota; Glomeromycetes; Diversisporales; Acaulosporaceae
Source: the annotation of a GenBank genome assembly